Molecule: messenger RNA, 183 nt
Organism: Batrachochytrium dendrobatidis JAM81
Lineage: Eukaryota; Fungi; Chytridiomycota; Chytridiomycetes; Rhizophydiales
Exons: 1
Cellular component (GO): cytoplasm
Source: RefSeq, a predicted model, not a curated record
AUGCGACUGAUACCAUUCACGAGCGAUGCGGUACUUAUUUCGACUGUCCUUGCAGGUAUUCGUCGCGCAGGAAACUUUGAGUAUCCGCUUCAUCGUAUCAACAGUACAACAUUACGAUGGCUGACCCAUCAGUUUCUAUUUGUUGGAGAACUGUGUUUGGAUCUAGCGGUUGAAAUUGCUCGC